AGCCGUAGUCUCUAAGAAAUACUCAAGAAGCACCCAAUUUCGAACGUAUGGGCUCCUUAAACUUUCAAUCGCCUAAUCGAAACUAAUUCUUUCUUAUUAUAGUCCUUGACACCAUGUCAGACAGCUCGGUCCCCGCGCCGCCUAGCACGGUCUCUAGGCCUGUGAGCGAGGCACUUUUGAACGAGAAGUGGGACCGCUGCAUUUCCAAUAUGCUCAUAAAGUCAUCGCUCGGUCUCGGAUUCGGCGUCGUCUUCUCAGUUCUCUUAUUCCGACGAAGAGCGUGGCCCGCAUUUGUGGGAGUGGGUUUCGGCGCUGGCAGGGCCUACGAGGAAUGCAACUGGAGCUUGAAGCAAGCAUCACAGGAGCUGAAGAGGAAAGCAUGAAGGGGAGCUGGAUGGUAGCUUUAGAGGGGAUCAUCUCGACGAAAAACACAUUCGCGAGCGUCACUACACUUGUACAACAGAAACAACACCAAUAGACGGCCUGACUACCUUGAUACGGGCGUAAUUGGAGCGAGCACACUCAUCGAAAAAAAGGAAAAACUUACUUGUUACGCAUUAAUAAAGCAGGGAGUUAAACACGAUCUUCCGGGACUCUCUGUACC
Messenger RNA from Daldinia decipiens, 604 nucleotides. RefSeq lists its product as uncharacterized. NCBI's taxonomy places the organism in Eukaryota, Fungi, Ascomycota, Sordariomycetes, Xylariales, Hypoxylaceae. Gene Ontology annotation, cellular component: mitochondrion; MICOS complex; mitochondrial inner membrane. The record is from RefSeq and is a predicted model, not a curated record. Bases 114 to 383 code for a protein of 89 amino acids. The transcript has 2 exons.